AUGAGUACAGUAAGGUCUUUCUUUCCAGUGGACGAGGUGUCAUGUUCGUCGGGAAGCCUCACAGUCAUGCUCAACAAGUCGGAUCCAGACAUUGCCCGGUGGAUGAACGACCCGAAAUCGCAACCUGUGGUGUAUGUCUACGGUCACAAGACACUUGUGCCCUGCGGAACAUCAUUAAAAAACGACAAAGGGCAACAAAAUUACAACCUGACGAUACCUUACGGAAAACAUUGUGACGUCCACCUUGCUGACCUGGAACCAAACUACCGAACGGCGGAGACUACAAUAGCGCUUGAAGACAAUGUGGAUACUAGUAUAUCCAAAGUAAUCCGGAUCAAUCACGUGUUCUGUCUUUACACACGAAGUGUUCAGACAAUCAGAUACAGUGAUGUGUCGACGGCCCAUGAAGUUUUGGCAUCAACUGGAGGCAAACCAAAACCGAAAGUUGAAAUGAUGUUCAGAAGCACUGACGGACGACCCCUGAGAACAGCGAAAUUCGGCGACACCGUAGAAUUUUACGUUGCUCUGACACCCGAUAAGGCGUACCACGGUAUCUCGCCAAAAGAGUGCAUGUUCAGUGAUCGUGAGGAUAUGCUAUCACCUGAUGCCCGACAUCUCACUUUUGUUCAAAGCAGUUGUCCAGUACAUGAAAUGUCCGAGAUUAUCGAUCCAUUGGCAAAUGUCAACGAGGAAGUCUAUUUUUCCAAGUUUAAAACGUUCCGUUUUGGAAAUCAAAGUACCGUCUUUGCUCAGUGCACGGUACAGGUGUGCCUCGUUGGAUCGGAAUGUGUUCAGAACUGUUUCAAACGUAUUUCAAAUUCGAAUUUGACGGCAGAACGACUUCGAUUUCGUCAUAAGAGAGCAGUGAAUCCGCCUUUUAGCAAAGAUGACGUAUACGAUCAAGUCUCAGUGAGAGAGUCACUAACAAUUCUGGACGACAUGGAAACAGAAGAAGCGCUAACUAUAUUAAUCAUGGACGGGCAUAUUCUAAAUGAGGGAGCAGAAGCAUGGGAAUCGCUUACCAGUGUCAUGGUGGAUGACUGGGAAUCAGGUGUCAUCAAGGUCCACGGAGCAAUGUUUGGUGUCGACAUCACGGAUUCCAGUUCCGCUAAUGCUUUUCAUAGUCAUGCUGUUGAUUUUCUGCAUUGCAUCGGCUAG
Haemonchus placei is the source of this 1158-nucleotide messenger RNA. Lineage: Eukaryota; Metazoa; Nematoda; Chromadorea; Rhabditida; Trichostrongylidae. The record is from the annotation of a GenBank genome assembly.